UUUGUUGUCGUGUCAGAGCCUGGAGCUGCGGCAGUGACGGAGGGAGGCUUCGGAGGCCGGAGCUGCGGCAUUGAUUGCGAUCGGUAGUGAAGGUGGAAGCUACAGCGUUUGGUUUUGUCACCUUGACGAGCAGUUUUCGGGCGUGAGUAGACGCUGGCGUUGCACCGCUGAUAUUGAAACAGAAGCUGCAGCGAUCCUAUCCCGGACUGGGAGAUGGUGCAACCCUGAGGAGGACUUGGACCGGGACUGGGACUGGGAGUAAGGCCGGGGCCGGGCUGGAUGAGGUGAGAUUGCGGAAAACCUGGACCAUCUACUGACACCACAUUAAGGCCCUUGAGGGUUUCCACCACUGAUGCUUGCACUGAAUCCUGGGGAUCAAGCAGGAGCAUCACCAGAACAACGUGAGCAUCUUCUAUGAAGUUGCACCCACCUGCAUCCAAGUCUUGCUCUUGAGGAAUAAGUGCCAUUAGGCAUUGAUACAUCUCUGGCUUAGGUGAUGGCUAUCCGGUCUAUAGCCUUCCUGGCCCCAUAAGCAGCUCCAGAUAAAUAUUUGAAUGACAGAUAAUGGAACAACAAGCAGAUGAGCUGAUUGCUCCAGUGGCUAAUGAACAGGUGUCGAGCUGUGACCAUGAGAAAGUAAAUCUAUCAAUGAUUGAUGGUGUCAAAAGUGAUGAAGUUGUUAAUGGUGUCACGGGUGGGGAAACUGGUGCACUAAAUGGCACAUGUCUUAAGUCAGAGACAUAUUCAACAACCAAAACACUAAAAUUAAAAGAAGAUGGAAAUGCAGCACAUGAAGGUGGAUUUGCCGAGACACAACUGAGUGUAAAGGUUGAACAGUGCAUGAAUAACUUGACAGAUCCUGGUGGAAGUGGAGAACCAUGUGCUUUAAUGUCUUUCAACAGUGAUAUGGGAAUAGCAUCAGAAUGUAAGGAAGAAGUGAGUGACUGUGGAGAACUCAUUAGAACUAUCAAUAAUCAAACACUUAAUCCCAUAUCAGAGAAAUUGACACAGGCAGAGACUACAGAUUGGAGCAAAUGCAUAUCUCACCCUACUCACAAGAUUGAUUCAGCAAGUCCUUUUGAUACAAAGAUAACCAAGGAUCUGAUGUCCAGGAUGGAACAGGAAUCUUCUCAAGAUGCUUUACUGGAUGAGCUAGAAUCAGAAUAUAAUAAUUUUUCAACAGAUUCAUCAGUGCCUCCCAGUUUACCUAAUGGAAUUACAAAAGAAAGCAGCGCUGUGGUCAUAUUUAAUGAAUCAAUACAAAAUAAAUGUCUUCAACAAGAGAAGAAAAUAAAGAAACUGAUGGAAGAAAACAGAAAGCAUCAGGAAAUGAUUGUGGAGAUUUGUGCAGAAAAAGACAACUUGAGAGAUGAAUUGAAAAAGCGUUCUGAAACAGAAAAGCAACAUAUCAACACCAUAAAACUAAUGGAAGCCAAAGUUGAAACUCUAAUGGAGGAAAUAAAAACAGUGAAGGAAAGAUUGAUCUCACAGGAUGCUGCUGCCAAAAAUGCCAUUCAGCAAUUGCAAAGAAACCUGACUUCUCGGAUUGAACAAACCAACAAAAAAUGUGAAGAGGCUCGACAGGAAAAAGAAGCUAUGGUAAUGAAAUACGUUCGAGGAGAAAAAGAAGCACUUGAUCUUCGAAAAGAGAAAGAAGGGAUUGAAAAAAAAUUACGUGAUGCAAACCGAGAACUGGAAAAAUUGACAGUGAAGGCCAAACAGCUCACACAAGAGAAGACAAGAUUGCAACAGCUAUACGAGGCAAAGGAAGGAGAAGCCACAAAGCUCAACAGAGAUGUUGAAAAGCUAAAGGAAGACAUCAAUUCCAACAUCAUCAAAGUGAAGUGGGCCCAAAACAAGUUAAAAAGCGAAAUGGAUACACACAAGGAAACAAGAGAAAAAUUGAAGGAAACAACCAUCAAACUAACUCAGGCUAAAGAAGAAACAGAACAAAUCCGGAGGAACUGCCAAGACAUGAUCAAAACCUAUCAGGAAUCUGAAGAAAUUAGAUCCAAUGAGUUGGAUGCCAAACUGCGAGAGACCAAAGGAGAACUAGAAAAACGUUUGCAGGAAAAAUCUGAUGAAAUGGAGAUCCGCCUUGCUCAAAUAAAAGAACUUGAUGACCUGAAGAAAACUUUCAAGGAAGGGAUGGAUGAGUUGCAUACUUUGAGAACAAAGGUCCAAUGUCUUGAAGAUGAGCGACUGAGGACAGAAGAUGAACUAUCAAAGUAUAAAGAAAUAAUCAAUCGACAGAAAGCAGAAUGCCAGUCUUUGCAUGAGCAGGUGAAGUUGGUAAACCAGUUGCAAGAACAGCUUGAAGGAAAUGAACAAGAGAUUCAAUCACUGAAGGAAGAGGUUGACAACCUGAGUGCGCUCAUUACAGAUUUGCAAGAGGAUAUUGAAGGGAGCCGUAAAAAGGAAUCUGAGUUGCUUGUAUUCACAGAGAAACUGACAAGCAAAAAUGCACAACUUCAGUCUGAGAACAAUACACUGCAGAUGCAGCUUGACAAACUGAGUAUUCAUGAACGACAGCUGAGUGGGCAGCUUGAAGAGUUGGGACAGACCAAUGUUGAGCUGGUGGACAGAUUGCAGAAAGAACAGCAACUACGACAAGAGGAUGUGAAAACUCUGCAGAAUGAGGUAAUCACUGAACAGAAGGAAGUGAGUAGGCUGACUUUACAAGUGGAGGAGCUUAAAGAUGAGCUUGCCACACAGAAACGAAAAAAAGCAACUAACAUUAAGGACCUCACGAAACAGCUUCAGCAAGCACGCCGACGAUUGGAACAGAUGGAAAACGGAAACUGUGACAGCAAAGAGGCAAGCAGCAUGGGAAGUCGUUCAAGUUCAUCAGGUAAACAAAAAAGUUCUCUAGAUGCUCGAUGCAGUAAAGAAGAAAGGUCUCCAGAGAAUACUGGCUGUUCUGUGCAGGCAGAUAAUUUUCCAGAAGUGGACAAGGCUAUACUAAUAGAACGAAUUGUGCGCCUGCAGAAAGCUCAUGCACGUAAAAAUGAAAAAAUUGAGUUCAUGGAAGAUCAUAUCAAACAAUUGGUGGAGGAAAUACGAAAAAAAACAAGAAUCAUUCAGACUUAUGUUCUGAGGGAAGAAUCUGGUGCCUUGUCCUCAGAAGCAUCUGAUUUCAAUAAAGCCCAAUUGAGCAGACGUGGAGGAAUCAUGGCUUCACUUUACACUUCACAUCCAGCGGACAGUGGUCUAACGUUGGAGCUCUCUUUGGAAAUAAACAGGAAGUUGCAAGCUGUACUGGAAGACACAUUGUUAAAGAAUAUAACACUUAAGGAAAACUUGCAGACGCUGGGUACAGAAAUAGAACGUCUGAUCAAGUGCCAGCAUGAAUUGGAGCAGCAACUAAAGCACUGAAUUGGCACAGUUCUCAGUUUAAGCAACUCCAUUGUGAAUUCAAGGGAACAGGUGCUGGACAGGCAGAGAUCGUACAUCACUCAUGACUCAGACAAGUAUAUCUUAGCUGCCUUUGCAAGAGAUAAUGUUGCUUCUACCGACACGCAGGUUUGGAAUAUUCAUUAUGCUGCAUUGAACUGACUUUUGUGAAACAUUACUUUCUGAAGCAAGUUUUAUGUUAACACUCCAAGUUACCAAACUCGUAACUGUAAUCUGCUACAAAAAUAAUGAAUGAAGACUGCUACAAUCAGCUCAGAAUAGCGACUAGUGGAUGUUGAUCAUUCUUCUAUGCUCUUUGUUGUUCUUAAAAAAAAAGCAGUGAACGCCAUGUAUCCCUAGAUGAGAAUGUUUUAUCAUGAAGGUUUUGGGACUAUAGUGCAAUUAUACAAUGCAACUCUGGACAUUUUUAGCUGACAACCUGAGUUUUUACUUUAGUGUUCAUUUAAUUUCUAAAAUUUCUAAAUUCAAAUAGGGCUGAGGCAAAUAAAGUGCAUAUCCAUCCUAAUGUUUGCCAAAUUUUACUUCCUGACUUUAAUGCUGACAGUAAAGUAGAGCUUUUUAGGAAUUGAAUAAUUUAAUUUCUCUGAAUUUUACAUGUAGUAUGAAUGCAUUAUGUCUGGUAGGCCAAAUUACUGGAUUCUCAAUCCAACACCUAACUCAAAUCUAAUAAGGAGGUCAAGGUAUUUGGCUAUUGAUUGAGUUAUUUUUCAUGUAAGUGUAUGAUCUGUUGUUAUAGAGGAAUAUUAGCAAUGCUGAUAAUGAAAAAUAAUGUAGAUUUUUUGAGAUAUUGUAAGAAAGGUAAUUUCAGUUUGUUGAGGAGGAACUGAGGAUGGUAAACUGAGUUCUGUGAUUAAUAACUAAUUUGUCAGAUUACUUACAAAUAGUAUAUAUUUAUUACUGUGUCAACUUCAAAUCCCCCAAUUGGAGGAUAGCAUUCUGAUUUUGCCAUCGGAUGAGAUCUGACUUUUUUUUAAGAAUGCAAUUUCUUUUCCUCCUAGAAAAUCUGUUGGAAAUGCACUUUAAACUCAAAUUAUUGCCUUCCAAAUUGCACAGUUACAUGUCUGUUAUUACAGUGCAGACUUCUGUUUUCAAUAUUUCAACUUAUUUUCCCCAAUUCAUUCACUAUCUGUUGCAAAAGUGAUGUAGUUUAUUUUGGAAAUUCAUUUGUAAAAUUACGUUGUAGAUACAUUUCUGUAUAAAAAGGACAGUUUUUAAAGUUUUAAUCUAUUAUAUGUAUAUAUGGCAUAUUGGAUGAAUAAAUUACAUUUUGUGUCUUA
Molecule: messenger RNA, 4691 nt
Organism: Pristis pectinata (smalltooth sawfish)
Lineage: Eukaryota; Metazoa; Chordata; Chondrichthyes; Rhinopristiformes; Pristidae
Gene: ccdc186
Product: coiled-coil domain-containing protein 186
Exons: 18
Coding region: 565-3375 (936 amino acids)
Biological process (GO): vesicle cytoskeletal trafficking
Cellular component (GO): trans-Golgi network
Molecular function (GO): small GTPase binding
Source: RefSeq, a predicted model, not a curated record